UGUGGGCACAUUUCAUUCCACCUCAGUUUACGUCUUUGUAAUGGCUGCUUCUUCAGGGACUGUAUACUCCACCGCCUUCACCGAGCUUUUGGCCGGAGAUGUCUACCCAGCCGGCGAGUCACCCAAGUUUAAGUCUUUGUCGCCGCCUUCUCUGCCUCUCUCUCCUUCCACCCAGCUACUGGACUCGCCGCUUCUCCUCUCCGCUUCCAAUCUUUUGCCUUCUCCGACCACCGGAACUUUUCCGGCUCAGCCUUUCAGCUGGAAUAGCACUGCCAACGUAACCCGGGAAGCUCUGAAGCAGGAAAACAAUGGCGGCUUUUCUGAUUUCUCUUUCCUUACCAACCCUGCUUCUGCGGGAGAACUGAACUGGGCUUAUCAAGAAGGAAAUGAAAUAGAAGAUGCAGCAUCAUCAGAAAAGGCCAUUGGAGAGCUGAACACUGUGGUGAACUCUCAAAGCAAUGGUGGAAAUUGUUCAGAUUACAAUCACCAAAAAAACCAGGCAUUAAAGAGGUCAGACGAUGGGUACAACUGGAGAAAAUAUGGGCAGAAACAGGUGAAGAGAAGCGAUAAUCCAACAAGCUAUUACAAGUGCACACACCCAAACUGUCCCACCAAGAAGAAGGUUGAGACAACCUUAGAAGGUGAGAUCACUAAGAUUGUCUACAAAGGCUCUCACAACCAUCCUAUGCCUCAAACCACUCGGAGAUCCGCCGCAUCUCCGCCUUCCUCCUAUGUCUCUAAUGGCACUGGGCAGCUGGAUAAUUCUGUUGCAACACCAGAGAAUUCUUCAGUGUCAUAUGGGGAUGAUGAUUUUGAGCAAAGCUCCCGGAAGAGAGAGUUAGGGGGAGAGGAGUUUCAUGAAUAUGAUUCAAAUGCAAAGAGAUGGAAAGCUGAAACUGGAAAUGAAAAUGAAGGAAUUUCUUCACUGGGAAGUAGGACUGUGAGAGAACCCAGAGUUGUAGUUCAAACCAGGAGUGAUAUUGAUAUUCUUGAUGAUGGGUAUAGAUGGAGAAAGUAUGGUCAGAAAGUUGUAAAGGGCAACCCCAAUGCAAGGAGCUAUUACAAAUGCACUACUCUGGGCUGCCCAGUGAGGAAACAUGUGGAAAGAGCACCGCAAGAUACGAGGUCUGUGAUUACAACAUACGAAGGGAAACACAACCACGAUGUUCCGGCGGCAAGAGGCGGCCACUCCCUCAACAGACAAAUUCCCAGCAAUAGCAACAACAGUCCAGCAAUUGCCAUUAGGCCUUCUGCAAUGUCUCAUCAAUCCAGCCUUCUUGCAGCCAUUCUCCCAACACAGGGCUCUGGGAAUUUCGGGGCGAAUCAGGGAACCGUGUUCUCUGCAUCCAGGGAAGAGCGGCUCAGAGAUGACAUGUUGCUGCAGAUGUUACUGCCCUGAGUUUCUUGAUUCUUAAUUGUCAGCAGUAGUUUGGUUGAUUAUUCAUUUGUUUAUACAGACAUGUCUUGUUUUCAAGUUUACUUCAAGUGGGUCUAUAUAUACUCUAUACUUAGUUAAGAAUGACACAUAAAUAGUUGAAACUUGAAGUUGUAUUCAUGUAUUUAUCAACUUUAAAACUAUAAUUGUAUACUUAGUGAUGGGAUAACAAGAACCAAAUGUUUUCAUAUGGAAGCACAUUCUUGUGUAAUGGGAUGAUGAUGUAUCAUGAUCACUUUUUGUAUAGCCUACAUUUUUUGACACCCA
Molecule: messenger RNA, 1702 nt
Organism: Ipomoea triloba (trilobed morning glory)
Lineage: Eukaryota; Viridiplantae; Streptophyta; Magnoliopsida; Solanales; Convolvulaceae
Product: WRKY transcription factor WRKY24-like
Exons: 5
Coding region: 41-1399 (452 amino acids)
Biological process (GO): regulation of DNA-templated transcription
Molecular function (GO): DNA-binding transcription factor activity; sequence-specific DNA binding
Source: RefSeq, a predicted model, not a curated record